AAUGAAUCUGGCGUCGAUAAGAACGAUUUGUCAAACUUGGAAAACAUCUAUUUUAAGCAGUCCAUUUUCCAUCCAGCCGUCUCUUCUGCCAAAUAUUUUCUUGCGGAAUACUAGUUUUUUUAACAAACUACCAGCCGAGGACAUUUGGCGUGGAGUAACUGCAGUCAGCAAUGCUGGAAAGAAAAGGGGUCGUGGGAAAGGAAGUGGAAAAAAAGUUGCGAAGGACCUAAAUAAAGGACAAACUAUAGGACUUGGGAAAAAUAAUUGCAUAUGGCCCGGCUUAAAUUCACCUAUAAUUCGUGGAAAUGAGCUCGUAUAUCAGCAAAAACUUUCUGACAACUUGGACAGAGAAAAUGGAAUUUUUAAGUUGCGCGAUUCAUUAAGUAACUUUAGAAUGGUGAAAUUAAGUUCAAUAGAUCGUGGAUGGUCUGGAAGUAAAAUGCCAGGAAGAAGCAUUGGUCCCCCUGAUACUGUGGGAGAAGAAGAAUUCAGUUCAUUUGAUACCCGGGUGUUGGAGAAUAAAAUUGUUUUUAUUAUGAAAGGAAAUAUGGGACGAAAACGUAGAUAUUCUGUUUUAUCCGUUACUGGAAAUGGUAAUGGUUUAGGAGGGUUCGCAACAGUUAAAGCCCCAGAAGUUCGAACUGCGCUUCGAAAGUCAAAAAAUCGGGCAGGACAAAAACUAAUCAAUAUUGAUCUUUGUGAAAACAGGACCAUCUACCAUGAUUUUUUUACAGGAUUUGGAAAGACAAAGAUAUAUUGUUUUAAAAAACCUGAAGGCUACGGAUUAAUAUGCCAUCGUGCAAUACAAACUAUUUGCAAGGUUAUAGGUAUAAAAGAUUUGUACGCAAAAAUUGAAGGCUCUACAAAUCUUCAGCACAUAGUUAAAGCUUUUAUUAUUGGGCUAAUGCGUCAGAAAUCAUAUCAAAAUAUUGCAAAUGAGACAAGUUUAAAUAUUGUUGAGCAACGAAAUGCAAGGAAUGGAUAUACAGAAAUAAAAGCUAUUGCCCCAAUAUCCCCAGUACAAGAAAAUAAAAAGCAUGCCGUCGACAUUAUGCAUUUUACACUAGGAAAUAAAAUUGUAUUACAAAAAUCAGCAACCUAUCCAUUUUAUGUCGACUCGAAAGGCCAUAAAUUAUUUCAAAUUAAAGAGGAACGUUUUAGAAACCAAGCUAAUGUAAGACUACAUAAAUUGGUAAAUUUCUAUGGAUAAUAUUUUAAUAAAUGAGACAAUAA
Molecule: messenger RNA, 1233 nt
Organism: Drosophila persimilis
Lineage: Eukaryota; Metazoa; Arthropoda; Insecta; Diptera; Drosophilidae
Gene: mRpS5
Product: 28S ribosomal protein S5, mitochondrial
Exons: 2
Coding region: 2-1210 (402 amino acids)
Biological process (GO): translation
Cellular component (GO): ribosome
Molecular function (GO): RNA binding; structural constituent of ribosome
Source: RefSeq, a predicted model, not a curated record